This is a messenger RNA of Centruroides sculpturatus (bark scorpion), 1134 nucleotides long. RefSeq names its product putative fatty acid elongation protein 3. Gene Ontology annotation, molecular function: fatty acid elongase activity. NCBI's taxonomy places the organism in Eukaryota, Metazoa, Arthropoda, Arachnida, Scorpiones, Buthidae. The record is from RefSeq and is a predicted model, not a curated record. The coding region runs from base 325 to 1134 and encodes 269 amino acids. The transcript has 2 exons. Gene Ontology annotation, biological process: fatty acid elongation, monounsaturated fatty acid; fatty acid elongation, polyunsaturated fatty acid; sphingolipid biosynthetic process. Gene Ontology annotation, cellular component: endoplasmic reticulum membrane.
UAGCAUUCGUCUGCUACAAGACUUAAUGUUUACGGUUAAAGUCCAACUUCGACGAUUUAUUGCAGCACGGGGCCACCUUUAACCCCACACCUGCUAAAACAAUUGGUCACCUGACUAAUUCUCUCAUAGAAAAAAAAGUAUAAAAGACAUCCUUCUUCCCCUCUCGGGGGAGUCGCUGAUCAGAAGUCGAUCGAAGUGCAUGAGAAGCCGUCUAAUCUGGCCAUCUCGUCAAACCUAUCCCGAACCCAUCGGACCUGUACCAAUUUACCGACUUUGCUGGAGAAAUAUCACCCUGAUUGACUCUCAGGAGAACACAAACUCAAGAUGAAAGCGAUAAAUUUAAGCGAACCGCUUCCAGCUCCUUUUCAAUUCGAAACUAUUAUCGAUAAAGAAGAUGUGAAACGAUUCUAUCGGAAUUAUUGGCAUUAUUCAGUCUACAUUGCUACCAUCUACCUGAUAACCAUCUACUUUCUUCGUGAAUACAUGAAGACCAGACCUGCCUUCGAGCUCAAGCGUGCUUCCAUCGUUUGGAAUGGGAUCCUCGCUCUAUUUAGUAUCAUUGCGACUGUAAGAGUAUUUUCAAUAAUUCUGUUUGCAUUUAGUCAUUACACGUUUUAUCAUAUCGUUUGUGAUAAGAUGCUUACGGAACAAUCUCCACAGUUCAUAUUUUGGGGUACAUUAUUUCUGUUUUCAAAAGUAUGGGAAUUGGGAGAUACUGUUCUAAUUGUACUGAGAAAAAGAAAUCUGAUGUUUCUGCAUUGGUAUCACCAUGUGGCAACUUUAAUCGGAAUGUGGCACGGUGUGUAUAGGGAAGCAUCUUUCGGAACUUUAAUAAGCUAUACAAAUGUUUUCGUGCAUUCGUUUAUGUACAGUUAUUUUGCUCUAAAAUCAAUCGAAGUGAAGAUUCCUGUUAAAUUCGCAAUGUUCAUCACGGCCAUUCAAACAUUACAGAUGUUAUUCGGUGUUCUUCUUUCAUUCUGGGUAUAUUGGCUUCACGUAAAUAAUUAUGAAUGUGACACUCCUAAAGAUGUUCUCGAAACGGUUUUCGUGAUAUAUUUAUCAUAUUUAUUCUUAUUUAGUUACCUGUUUUAUAAUUCUUACAUUAAAUCUCGUUCAAAAAAGAAACGUGAUUAA